Molecule: messenger RNA, 756 nt
Organism: Aspergillus thermomutatus
Lineage: Eukaryota; Fungi; Ascomycota; Eurotiomycetes; Eurotiales; Aspergillaceae
Exons: 2
Coding region: 1-756 (251 amino acids)
Source: RefSeq, a predicted model, not a curated record
AUGAUGAUGGCGAUGAUGCAGAUGGCUGUGAUCGGCCCGUGCCGUGUGGAGGAUGAGGAUCAACAAACAGAUCGACAGACAGGCAACGUGGUCCCCAGUCCUACCUGGCGUCUCAUACAUCGGCUGCAACUCCCUCAAGCACCACCCUGGGGUUUCAUCAUUUACCGCACCACAUACACCCCCGAAUCCUACCGCCAAUUCCCCCAAAUCGUCGAGCUAACAAACUUGUACAUAAAACGGGAGAUCCGCCAAGAAUACGCAUACUUCAAAGAAACAUUUGCCGGGCCCCCCGAAGAGCUCAAAACAGGCUACCAGCUCAUCUGCGCCAACCACCGCCCCACCAUCAUCGAAGACCGCACCCAGCUCGACGGAAUCUCGCUCCACGGCGUGCGAUCCCACUUUGAAUCCUGGAUCGACGACCGCGCCAGCGGCAGGGGUCGAGAGAACUGGAACUGGGGCCACCCGACGCAGCGGCACGUGUGUCUUGUCGUCGACGAGGAGGUGUGCCAGGUCUUAGGAAAAGCCGGUGCGAGAGCAAUCGGCGAGGGCACGCACGCCGGGCGGUAUCUGGAUAAGUGGUGGGUCAAGGCCGUGGAGGCUUGGCCGGAGAUUGAUGAGUGGGAGAGGGAGGCCACGGGCUUUGAUGGGGCGAUGAAGGCGUCUGUUUUUAGUCUCUGGGGGUUAUGCGGCCUGAUGGAUGAUCCGUACCCGAUGUGGAUGAUGAGGAGGGAUGGGAAUGGGGUGUAUACUGGGUGA